This is a messenger RNA of Ciona intestinalis (vase tunicate), 1557 nucleotides long. NCBI's taxonomy places the organism in Eukaryota, Metazoa, Chordata, Ascidiacea, Phlebobranchia, Cionidae. The record is from RefSeq.
AACUUAGUUAUAUAUUAAGACCCUUAAAAUGGCAACUGUAACCGAGACGGUGAACCAGCAGAUCCCGAAUCCAAUUGACGACACUUCAGGCGCGUCAUCAAACUCAACUACGUCACCAGGCAAUGACGUCAGACCGUGGGUGCAUGACGUCAAACGGGAACCCCCAGAAACUAAUUGCUACCAACAGCACGCCACAAGUAGCAAUAUACCAGAACAGCCAUAUCAUCACGGACUUUUUCCUAUGAACAGUUUCAACGCUCAGUACAAUAACAACAACCAAAAACCCGCUGUAACACCGGAAAAUGGCCGAGGUUAUUCAUACAACCAUUAUAGCUACCCGGGUACUACCUUGCCAAAUCAUCAUGUACCACAAGAUACAUCGCCCUCGUUUUUGGAAAGGAAAAGAAUACACGAACCGGGGUUCGAAGCUGGGCACUUCGUGUCCAAAGCAACAAACAAUUUCUCGCACCGAACGCCUUAUUUUCACGAAACCCCGAAUUACAACGUAAACCAUCACCAGCCACCCAUGCGAGGAGUUUCAAGUCCUCGGAGUGUGGACUCCCAGGAGCAGGUGUUUCAAAACAAUCCAAGUGUGCCAGGAAUUUCGGAAGCGGAGGAAAAGUUUAAUCAAUCAUUGAGUGGAAACAGUUUCUAUGGCGACCAUGACGAAAACGCCAGAGACUCCGACACGGAUACUCCGUCGGUACAAAAUGGCGACGGCGGACGAGUGAAGGGCAAAAAGACUAGGAAACCACGCACAAUAUACACGAGCUACCAACUCCAGCAGCUCGUUCGAAGGUUUCAAAGAACUCAGUAUCUUGCUCUACCAGAAAGAGCAGAACUAGCUGCUUCACUUGGAGUAACUCAAACCCAGAUCAAAAUAUGGUUUCAAAACCGACGUUCGAAGUAUAAGAAGCUUUUAAAGCAGCAACUUUUACAUAAGCAUCAUGGUGCGGCUGAUAUCAUGUCAAUGGGCUUUGGGUUCGGCGGACAGCAGAUCGACGAGCAAUCAGGACCAUACAUGACGUCGCCUUACUCGGAACAAUAUACACCCGAGAGCCAGGGGUGGGAUAAUGAAAUGACAAGAAGUAGGAAUGACCCAUAUCAUCAGCGUCAGCAACCGCUGGUGGAUCAAAACCAGUACCCGGUGAAUAUUAAGGAGUCUGGAGAGUUACCUGACUGCCGUAUGGCGGUCCCACAGCUGCAUUGGGAAGCCCAGUACCCAAUGAAUCCUAACCACGCGAGUCCUUAUUCGAACAUACCUGCUACACCACACAUGGGGAUCCCACUUAACGGGAGAAACCUACCAGGUGUAGUGGAUUCGCACCAUACUGACCCGGGCACAGCGGGCAUGCGAAGAGACGGUAUUUUGCAAUGGGGCAGUCCAUAGAUAACGUGUUGCCGCUCUUUUGUAUGAAAAAACUUCUCAGUCAAAUGUACGAAUAUGUUGAAUGUUAUUGUUACUAUUUCAAAUAUUGGAAUUUUCCUUCAUAUGCGCACGUGAAGUUGCGGAUUGAUAUAUCGUGAUGACGUAAUACAACUAAACCACGAACCUGA